This is a messenger RNA of Parascedosporium putredinis, 3690 nucleotides long. The record is from the annotation of a GenBank genome assembly. NCBI's taxonomy places the organism in Eukaryota, Fungi, Ascomycota, Sordariomycetes, Microascales, Microascaceae.
AUGUGCUCCACCACAAAGGAGAGUUCCCUACAAGGACUUUUACAGCCCGCGCUUCACAGAAGAUUUGCAUCAACGGCCACCAUCCUCCUCGCUGUUUCGUACCUCUCUGCCAUCUUCCUCUCCGAUUACUCUUAUUUCUGGUCAUGGUUUCCCAUUGGACCAGCGGGCGUUCGAACGCUCUUCAUAUUCGGUAGCGGCCUUGUCGUUCUCGUUCUUCGAAUCGCGCAGUACCAUGUCGACAUCCGCACGGCGAAUUCGGCCUUUAGGUCUUUCAUGCAGGAUCUUGUGCGUCUCGAGACCUACGAAGCCCUCGUGUCCUACUUCAUUUCCAGCCUGCUUUUCUGCCCCAUUUUUCUCAAAGCCUACUCCGAUGAUACUGCCCUGCACUGGAUCGUCUAUCGAAAUGGAGACAGGGCCAGACUCAACGAGAAGCCUCUUUUCCUGGCAUUCUACUUUACUUCCUGCGCAAUCGUCCAGGCUAUCUCUCAUAUUUGCAAGGACCAGGACAAGCUGAACCUGGGAGAGGCCAAGGGAUUUGGCAAGAAAGAGAACAAGGGAGCCGGGACGAUUAGCCAAGUCCUCGCCAAAUUGCCGUCGGUCGCCUCCGAGGCUGCCUUCCGGGCGCUCGCGGCCCUCUUAACCCACCUGGCACUCUAUCAUCUCGUGUUCCGCUCGUUUGCUUGGGGUUGGGCCUUGUUCUUCUUCCGGAUGUUUUACAACCUACCCAAGACCAACAUGCUGCCGCCCGCAACACCCGCAACAUUCCACACCAUAAAGAUGAGCAUUUCGGGCGGGUUCCUGCUUUUCGUCGUCUGGCAGGCUGCCAACGUCGCUUUUUCGAGCUUCAUGGCUAGGGAGCCGCUCAAGAACGGGAAACCGUUGACGGCGGAUUCUAGGGAUCCUAACGGAAGCCUUCUCAACGGAUUGAAGAGCAAGAAGGCGACAAUUAGGCCUACGCUAUACGGACCCAUGUGGUCUCAGGUCUACUCGAUUUGCCUUGAGGUUGUCAAGUCCAUUACCACGAGGGUUGACGAGUACGGGAAGCAGCCUGUUGUGCCUCAGUUGGAGCCGAAGCAGGAAGAGCCGAAGGCGCGCACCACUGCACCCCCAAAGACGAGGCUAUCUUCAGGCCCCCAUGGCCAAAAGACGUGGAAGAGGGCCAAGGACUCGGUCCUGACGGAGGGCCAGCAAAACGCAUUCCGCCCGGAAAGCAUGGCGGGUCAAUUCAGGCAGCUCGCUCUCAAGGUCCUCCAGAACGACAAGAUUGGGCCAUUCUUCCGGCAGGAGUAUGGGCGGAGGUUGACAGUGGCCAUCCUCGGCACACCGUCCGCCGAGCUGGCUCUCUACGUCAAUGCCGUUGACGUCCUCGGCUCCUUGGCAGUCAACAGCCUAGGCGAGGAUAAGUUUGGCAACGUCCAUCGCGACGUGCUGACAAUCAUUCGCACCUUUACAAAUACUAUCAGGAAGCUUGACGACUUCAGGGCGAGCUUUCCCCUUCACUGGACCGACGUGGAGGCCAAGAAGGAGUGUCCCGAGGUGGACGCCUUACUAGAUGCGCUAAGAUCAGCGCUCGGCAAGCUUAUUGUCGAAUUUGAGCCUUAUAGGAAUGAUCUACGGUUGACUUUGACGGAUCUCCGCCUUGCAAAGGAGGCGGCUCAUGCUCCCGAAAGCCAGGGCCAGGCUGGGUCAGAGCCCGACAUGGUCGAGGUCGCCCCCCUCCUCCCCGCCGCCCACGCCAACCGGCGCGCCUCUCCCCAGGCCUUGAACAGAAACCCACCGACCCCGAGCAUCUCCGCAGCCAUGGUGACCGCCCGGGCGGUAUUCCGAUUCAUAUAUAAUACCCUGUAUACUCUUUUCUACGUGGUCCUCGUCGCGCUGCUCGUCAUCACCCCGAGCGACGUCAUCUACCGGGCCUGGGAAAACGGGCAGAUCUACAACAUCUGGAUCGUCGCCGUGUGCUACGUCUUCACGCUCGUGCUCGUGGCCUUUAUCUACGCGACGAGGCUCUACAUCAACAAGACGGCCCUCGCGGCCAUUCCGAAGCAGUGGAUCCCCAUCGACAGGGGCGACGUCCACCUCGUGGUCUACCGGCUCGUCAGGUACGGCCUCGACAGGAGCGCCGCCAUUGCGUACAGCGCUCGGCCUCGCGUGGCUCGACCCCUCGAGGCGGCAGUCACGGCCGAGUCUCGAGGCACCGACGGGACCGAUCCCGACAGACAAUUAGAGAAGCGCACGUCGCGCCUCUUUCGGCUGGGCAGGUCGAGCGAGGCCGAGGACGACGCGGCCAUCGUGUUGCCGCCGCACGAGCCCAUCUCCAACGACGUCGAACAGCCGGGAUGGGGCUCGCCAAUCUCCCCCGACCUCGCUGAUAUCCAGUACAGCACCGUCUUUGCCGAAUUUCCCACCCUCGUCGAGGCAAAGGCCCUCACCCUUGCGCCACCUGCCCAGGAACAGCCGACCGAAGCUGCCGAUGGAAAUCCCGCUUUGGAUCCCGACUUCGUUGCCGUGCUCCACCGGCCGAUCAAUAUGAGCUUGCGCGAAUACAUUGGACACCUCUGUACCCUGGGCGUCCUGACCCUCACCCCGACCGUGACCGAGUUCCUCACGUGCUACGAAAAUGCGCGGACGAUGCGUCCCUUUGACCCAGAGGCCCUCUCUGACACGUCUUCCGCCUACUACACGAGCAGUGCAUCUUCACUACGGCCGCCAACAUCGAGUAGCAGCAGUUCCUCGAGGGUAAUACCCCACCGGAUCCUCACACGGACGCCAUCGCUCGCAGGAGGAGACUGGGGCUUCCGCACGGCACCUACCACCCCGAAGAGCAGAGUUGCCGAUUCCGUCUCCAGAGCCUCGUCCCUAGUGUCCACCUUAGAUUCCUUUGCCCAGACGAGGCUGCCGUAUUCUAUGAGCGGCGGAACGUCCUCUGGUAGCAUUCGGUCCGGCCUUUCCGCCACUGGAUCCGUUGUGCGCAAUGGCGCCCGCGCCAACGAAACCGCCCGCCCCCAAACCACCACACCCUGCCCCCUCGACCUCCGCAACCGCAUCUCCCUCCUCCUCGCCACCAAGCAAUCCAAAGCGCACGCCCUCUUCGGCACCUCCCUCCCGCCUUCCGCCUCCACCUCGGCCCCGGCGCCCUUCUCCUCCCUCGCCUCCGGCGGCGCCACCGCAGGCGGCAGCACGCCCACAGAGUCCCAGCGCAAGCGGCUCCGUGACGAAGACGACGACUUCGCCGCCGCCCUCGCGCCCAACGUCGGCAUCGGCGCCGGCAAGGAUGCCGCGGCGGCCCGCCAGGCCAACGCCGCUAGGGAGGACCUCGCUCUCAAAAGAGGCUGCUGGGGAAGCGGCAGAGGGAUGAUCACGGCGCGGCGGGCGCAGCGGCACGCGCGGGGAAAUUUGCGUCCCAAGGCAACGACGACGAUGACGACGACGACGAUCAAGGCAGAAGUGGUCUCGCAUCCCAUGGUUGCGGCCGCCGCUGCCGCUGCCGCUGCCGCUGCUGCUACCUCGACUACAGACCAGCCGAGCCCAUCUCCUCAACUCGAAACCACGAUAUUAGCAGCACAGACCCUUGCGGUCGACGAGGACCAGGCCUUGUGCCAGGCCAAUGACACUACGACAGGGCAGACGAAGAAGAAGAAGAAGAAGAAGAAAAAGAAGAAUAAGGGUCCCGGUGAAGGUGGAACUGAGUAG